AAUAAAUGCUUACAGAUGUAUGAAUCCGAUAUGAAUUUGAGUUGCUAUUUGGACGUAUAUACAUGUGCAAGAGUUAGCAUUAUCCCGGCCGGCCGGGCAUCUGCAUGUGCAUCGUUAAAAGAUCCCAUUCUUGCCGUCGAUUGAAUCUGACUGAACACUCCGAAGAUCGGAAUCGAGGACACAUACCGGAUAAGUACUGUCAGCAGCGACUUUUAUAUCAGUGCCUGCUUACAUACGUACAGCACAUGAACGCCUGUAUCCGUCGUAUAGUUCCUGUUUAUUGGAUCUUGCAAAGGCCGACCGGGGCCGAAAUUAGUGACGACCAUUUCCCGACUCCCUAAUUCAAACAUUCUACUUAACGGUUUCUGUUUCCCUUUCAUUAGCAGGAAGAUUGGGCCGGCUGGAAGCAGUUAAUAUGAGUAUUAAGCUGCUGUUUAGCAGGAUCCGGAGCGACAACGUGAACCGGAGCGCAAGUACAGCGCAUUAUAUAGAGCGGCAGGCAUAUCUCUAUAUAGUGUUGGUUGGCACUGCUCAGCCAAAUGAUCCUUUUGCAAUGUAAAUGAUGGGUUGGAUUGUGGAUGCAAUGGACGAAUAAAUACCGGGUGGACCAAAACCAUAUUAUACUCUCCAGAUCCAUAACGUGCCUGGACAAUGAAAGUAUAGCCUGGAAUUAUAUGAGCGCACUUUCACAUCAUCAACACUCUAAUCACAAAGCGUGAUUUUGUGGUUUCGUAUCGUUUAAAAUCGUUUACAAUUGGAACUAAAUCCCAGCCGAAACAAUUAUUAAACCGUAAUCCAAUAAGUUAUAUAUACUGGUCGCUAUCUAUUGUGACUCACGGUAUUUGUUAAUUCAUUUAUUUCUGAUAUCCGGUCAUGAUUGAGAGCGUGAUGUGGUGGUUUCUUUAAUUGUGAGGAUGCUGUGCCCUUUAUUGCCGACGACCCACAUAUCUGUACUGCGGUAACUGUAGUUCCAUCAGCAAAGCGAUGGAGAAUACGCCAUGCAGCAAUCGACUAAAUCUCCAUUGGAUAUCGUUGACUAUAUUAUAUUGUUAUGCGUUCGUUCAAUCGGCUAUCGUUUUCUGCGAUUGCAAGGAGCUCUUUGAUACCACUCCAGCUGUCUUUUUUAAAUGUCCGGUCAACUGCCCAACGUGCCCCAAGCACGUGCAAUGUCCCAGCGGCGUUAAAAUACUGCGAGAUCCCUGUGGAUGUUGUUUGAAUUGUGUGUCACCAGCCGGAGAAGAUUGUGAUUUAUUCCAUAUUUGUGAUGCUGGGCUGGUUUGUAGAAAUGGAACUUGUCGUGAUAUCCAUCCAUCCGGAUGCCGGGUUGGUUCCAAAUAUUACCAGGAUGGGGAUAAAUGGAAGCCCAAUUGUCAAACAAUAUGCGAAUGUCAGAACGGGAUAUAUGGAUGCAGUGAUGUGUGUCAGCAGGAUCAAAAUGCAUCUGAGUGUAAAUACGGUCGUCAAUUUGUUAUGGAAAGUGCGUGCUGCAGCCGGUGGGUGUGCGCUGACUCGCCGACUCCUUGUGCAAACAUCACAACGGACUGGACAGAGUGCUCCUGUUUAAAUCCAGUGUCUUACCAAUGGAGUAAUACAAAUCCCAGAUGUCAGUGGGUGGUCCAGCAAAAAUUGUGUCCUAACUUGCGAUGUAAAGAAGCGCAGGAUGGGGUACAGGGUGUAUAUCCAUUUCCAGAUCACACAGAGCGGAAUGUAUUGGCAGAGGCAAAAAGGUACUGCGGCUCGUCUUUGUAUCAACGGUACGAGUAUAUCGGUCAAGAUAACUGCAAAAGCGUCGAUCUGCAUCUUCAGAAAACAUGCGCGUCGGAAUGUCAUAUUGCCAACGGUACUAAACUCUGUUGUUUGCCUAAUGAAUUUUCUUCCUUGCAAGUACAGCUCAAAUGUCCCAAUCAAAAAACGGUGUCACGCACUAUUCCUGUGUUAGCCGGAUGCCAAUGCGAUGUGUGUUAACUGGGUUGAUUCUUCAGCUCUUAGUGAAAUUAUGUCUUUGUAUUAAGAUGCCCGCAAUCUCGGAAGAUCACGA
Molecule: messenger RNA, 2038 nt
Organism: Paramacrobiotus metropolitanus
Lineage: Eukaryota; Metazoa; Tardigrada; Eutardigrada; Parachela; Macrobiotidae
Product: CCN family member 5-like
Exons: 4
Coding region: 985-1965 (326 amino acids)
Biological process (GO): cell adhesion; signal transduction
Cellular component (GO): extracellular region; extracellular matrix
Molecular function (GO): integrin binding; heparin binding
Source: RefSeq, a predicted model, not a curated record